Molecule: messenger RNA, 1406 nt
Organism: Eremomyces bilateralis CBS 781.70
Lineage: Eukaryota; Fungi; Ascomycota; Dothideomycetes; Eremomycetales; Eremomycetaceae
Exons: 3
Coding region: 1-1248 (415 amino acids)
Source: RefSeq, a predicted model, not a curated record
AUGAUAACUGUUCCGCAUCAUCAGCAUCUACAACCUCCACCACUUCCACAACUGCGUCCACCUCAUAUUCAGUUGCCUUCAGUUGACCAACUCGAAGACAUCCCAAGGCUUUCGGUUACUACGCCGAAUAGUCCGCUGUCUAUCACAGAUUUCCUUAAUGCAUACGGUGACAGGAACACUCAAUCAAGCUUUGGCUCUCCUUCUCACGGAAGAUUCAGUUCCGGUACGAAGCAGAGUUUGGAAGUCGAGGAUCGCCCUUCGGUCUCAGAAGACCAGGAAGAGACGGGAUCGAUGGGGAAUCUGCGGUUCGGCGCGCUCAUGACGAGCAAGUGGCUGUCUUUUGGACGAGUGUUGUUCAGUCCGGCACAUUAUGAAGUGCAGGAGCGCAGUGAGAACCGCGUCCUGAUAUUGGAUGGGCUUGGAAAGGAUUGGUCGUACUACGCCGCCCUCACUUAUCCAAACGCCACCAUCUACAGCCUUGGUCCCGACCCCACCAUCGCCUCCCCAACGUCCUCUAACCCAGCCGGACAAUCUCCCACAAACCAUCGCCAUAUCCAUCACCCGUACCCCAACGCCCCAUUUCCCUUCCCCCGCGGCUUUUUCGCCUGCGCCGUCUUCCGCUUCCCACAGGCCGUCCCCGACUCUGCUUACAGCGCCACCCUCUCCGAGUGCAAGCGCGUCCUCCGGCCCGGCGGCUACCUCGAGGUCUUCGCCCUGGACCUCGACCUCCUGAACAUGGGUAAUCGCGCCCGUCGCGCCGUCCGCAGCCUCAAGGAACGCAUGCAGUUUGCGCAACCGGGGGUGAGCUUGAAACCCGUGGCCGACAACUUGAUGCGGUGCGUCGGGAGGAGGGGGUUCGAAGGCCUGCAGCGGUGUGUGGUCGGCGUCCCUAUCUCAGGGCCGAUCACGCGCAGCAUGGAUGAAAGUGGCAGUGGCGAAGAAGGCGAUGCGGAAGGUAGCAGCGGUGGGAGCAAGGGGAAAGCCAAAGCGGACGAGCAGAGUGUCGAGUCAGACGCCUCGGAUGGUGGCGACGCAAACAUCACCAAAAUGGUUGCGAGAGUUGGAAGAUGGUGGUAUACGCAAUGCUACGAGAGCGGUGCAACAUCGUCGGAUAAAGAGACGGGGCAGAGCAUCUGGGAUGACCGGACAUUGCUGCGAGAGUGUGAGCGUAGGGGAACGAAUUUUAGGCUGUUGAUCUGCUAUGCGCAGAAGCCGAUGGUGGUGAAGCGAAGGACGGUCAGUGUUUGAGAGGCGCCCGGACAUUCUCCUAUCUUCUUUCGAUUCGAUGGAGAGCGAGCCGGACUCAUUCACCGUUUAUUUUUGCAUGGCUCUUCUUUCGGGUUCGGUUUGCUGCGUUCAAGCGGGGGUUCUAUCAUUUCAUUCGGACAGCUACCUCCCUCCAUACG